ACAAUCGAUGAUUUUUAUCGCGCGAUCGUCCUAAGAUGUUCAGUUUCCUGAGGACGCACUCCGUCUCGAUGCAGAGUGCCCGUAUCAUGUCAACGUACACGACCACGCAACGCUCGAUGCGAAUCUGCUCGUUCUGCAAGUUCCACCAUUUGAAACCCAGACCUACGAGAUACGCAUUGCUUCGUCAUUACUCAACAAUCGAUUCGUUGGAACUACAUGCCCCCUUAAAGAAGAAAAUUAAACAUCGCUCUAAGAAAUAUGCAGAAUUAUUGGAAGUAACGGAUCAGGUGACCAACAACAGAAGAGCAGCAGUGCGUAAAUUAAACUCCACUCAUUUAUCCGCCUUGAUGGAUCAGCCUGAUGUCACGCUAGAUAAACUGCAUAAGGUCACCAAGGCAAUGUCGACAGCAGUGAAGGGUACUACAACUCAAUGCAAGGAGAAAUCGGUUUUUGAGAAGGAAGUAAACACAAAAGUGGACAGUAUACACAGCGCCAUACUUAAGGAAUCCAGCGAGUAUUUACAAGAUACGACCGCAAUCGUAGAAGAUCUGAAGCAGUCUGGUGUGAGCGAUCACACCAUGUUGCUCAAGGACUCUUCUUUCCUGAAUACGUUGCAGCAGAUCAACAAGACCGAUGACAAAGAUGUAGAUCAGAAUGACACACACGUACAGACGUCCAAAUGUAACAAGAAUUUUCGUUCCUUGAUUCCCUUCAUGAAGGAGAAGGAUAAGUUCGAGUAUUCCAUCUCCGAUCAUAACCUGAUGUCUCAACUACUGGUGUACAUGGACAUCUACGUACAACUCAGGAUGCCGCAGAAGGCCCAGAGGAUACUAAUGCAGACUAUAGAACAGUUCAAGUACAGUAAAGUCGGUACUGCUCCGCUCUACAAUCUGCUCAUUGAGACUCACGUCUCCGGUGCGCAACUGGAGAAGGUUCUCGAAAUCUACGAGAUAAUGAAGACGCAUUCUGUCCAACCAAAUGCGAAGACGUACGUUCUUCUGUUGCACAUGGUCGCGAAAAUCAAAAAUCACAAGAGACGAAAAGAGAUUGUGACGGAAUUGACAGCGGAUAUGAAAAAGGGAAACAUUUCCUUCGACGACGUAAUGAACACGAUGAUGAACACGGCGCGACGCAAUGCCGUUCUUCAAUGUAUUCGGCUCGUCGAUCCGAAAUAUCAGAUACAGUACAGAGACAUCGAUACUGCGUACGACUGCAAAUUACUGCAGAAUCUGACUGCGACUGAGAGCAAGCAGCAGACCCCGGCGGAGGGAGUAGUGACCAUGGACGAGUUGCAUGAUAUGUUACAUACGCAGAUUGACAUGGAGAAACAGUGCAAGCUGAAAGUGCAGAGUGUCGCGCCGCUCAACGGAGAUUCCCAUGUUAGACAGCAAGCUGCCAACCGAAUCGCAGAAUUGGAGCAGUUCUGGAAAUCGUCCGUGACGGAAGCUUUUGAGAGAAAUGUGACUUACUUGAAAGAACAUGAGAUCAGAAUGAAAUCGGAAUGGAAGAGUCUGUAUCCGUUUCUGCAAGUGCUACCCAAGGAAGAAUACAUCAAUGCGAUUCUGAAUGAAAUUAAUCAGCUGGCUAAAUCUUCUGAUAUGUACAGUUCAAGCAUGUUGGCUCUUUAUCACAACCUGGGAAAUAGCAUUUAUAAGAAAUAUGAGUUGCAGCGGAAAGUGAAAGCCGGCGUUGUACAGAGCGUGAUUAGAAUCUACAAGGAAUAUCUAAAGUGGUAUCUACAGACCAAUGUUGCUGACAAGAAUAUCAAUGGACGUGUUAAGUGGCAGCAGCUUAUUCAGGAGGCAAAUAGAUCUGGCGUUUACUCCGACAUUACAGUGCCAGAGUGGCCACGCAGCGUUCUGCUGAACCUCGGCAAGUUUCUAUACAACAUCAUCGUGAACAACGUCAAGAUCCCUCACAAGCCGGACACGCCCGACCGACAGAUACCCGCAUUUUACUUGCUUUUCCGGAACAAGGGCAACGCCUUUCUGACGGAGGAGAUCAAACCGCACCCGCAACUGCACAGGCUUUACAAAGACGCAGAUCCGGAAACGCUGAUCUUCGACACGGUUCUGCUGCCAACGUAUGUACCGCCGCGCCCCUGGGUCGACAUAAAAGCCGGUGGUUUCCUGUUGUCCAAGACCAACUUUAUUCGCGACGUUUAUACCAGGAUGACGCCUGUGCAUUUAUUGCGGAACACGCCGACGCAGGAGCUGUAUCCGGCGUUCGAUUGUCUGAAUCAGCUCGGCACGAUUCCCUGGAAGAUCAACGAGCCGAUGCUGGACAUCCUGAUCCAGAUCUUCCAGGAGGGCGGCUCAGAGGAGCUAAACGUACCGCAGUCGCCCUCGGUGUUACCAUCAGCGUCCGAUGUUAUCGGAACGGAGAAGAAUCGCAACAAGUUGUCGCAAUUACUGCUCGAGCUCAGACGUAGAAAGAAUGAGCUGUACUCACUCUGGUGCGACUGCCUUUAUAAACUGUCCCUUGCCAAUCACUUCAGGGGCAAGACAUUCUGGCUGCCACACAAUUUGGACUUCAGGGGCAGGGCGUACCCAGCGCCGCCACAUCUGACGCAUCUUAGCUCGGACCUCAGCCGUUCGAUUCUCAUGUUUGCUCAAGGAAAACCACUGGGUCCCAACGGCCUGGACUGGCUGAAGAUCCACACGAUAAACUUGACCGGUAUGAAGAAGAGGGAACCGACGUACAAGCGACUCGAGUACGCGAACGAAGUGUUGGAUCUGAUCAUAGACAGCGCACGGAAUCCAUUGACGGGACAGAAGUGGUGGACCAAAUCGGACGAGCCGUGGCAGACCCUAGCGGCGUGCAAGGAGAUAGAUAACGCACUGCAGUCACCGAACGUGGAGGAGUAUGUGAGUCGGUUGCCGAUCCACCAGGAUGGCAGCUGUAACGGGUUGCAGCACUACGCCGCGCUUGGUAGGGACCAGAUCGGUGCGGAAAGCGUGAACUUGUAUCCCUCGAGCACACCACAGGACGUCUACAGCGUCGUCGUCGGUAUGGUCGAGCAGUUCAGAAAGGCCGACGCGGAGGCUGGUAACGAAGUAGCCAAAAUCUUGGAGGGACACAUCAGCAGGAAAGUAAUCAAGCAAACCGUGAUGACGACGGUAUACGGUGUGACGAAAUUCGGUGCGAGGCUUCAGAUUACGCGACAACUGAGCGACUUAAAGGAGUUCGAUCAAAACUACACCUGGAGCGGCAGUCUAUACCUAGUUGAGCAAACGUUUAAAUCACUCCGAACGAUGUUCACGAGUGCAAAGGAGAUUCAGGACUGGUUCACGGAUUGCUCCCGCGUCAUCUCGACCAGGUGCAACCAGUACGUUCAAUGGCAGACGCCGUUGGGCCUUCCGGUUAUGCAGCCCUACUUCAAGCGCGGCAAAUCCACUCACAGCAAUAAAAUUCUAAAGAAACCGGAUACGUUGAAGCAAAAGAACGCCUUCGCGCCGAACUUCAUUCACUCGCUGGACUCCUGCCACAUGAUGUUAACGAGUUUGUACUGCGAGCAGGCGGGGAUCACGUUUAUGUCGGUGCACGAUUGUUUCUGGACACAUGCGUGUACAGUGAAUAUUAUGAGCAGAAUCUGUCGAGAACAAUUCAUCGCGCUGCACAGUGAGCCUAUCCUCGAAGAUUUAUCCAUGUUCCUUACAGAGAGAUACAAAAAGCACUUCUUAAUGGAAGGGAUUACCAAGCGAAAUGAUAAGGAUCUGUCCUUGCAAGUUUUGAAGCAGCUGCCAAAGAAGGGUGAUUUCGACAUCACAAAGGUGCUGUCGUCCGAAUAUUUCUUCAGUUGAAACGUAUAGCUGUAUAAUAAUCACGUCUCGAAGAUACGUAUUGGUUUUACACAUGUGUAUUAUAACCGCAUUCGUGAGAAUGUAAAGCUUUUAGCGUACGGCCAGUCCUGGUGCUCAUUGUUGCAAUUGGCCAAUUAAUUGGCCAAUUAAUUAAAAUAAAUUGUUAAGAUGUGUUCAAAAUGGAUUUCUCAAAUUUCUAGCAUCAUAAAUUUUUUAUAUUAGAAGGUUUUGCAAUAAUUAUGUGUAAAUAUUGCGCGUCAAUGUUAAUUAUAUCGAAUAAUGGACACGUGCUCGACGAGCAUGACGCUAACGCUAGAAAUCGCAAGGAAUUAUGUAAAAAGUAUAUUUUAUAUUGAACGUUUACUUUUGUUUUGAACUUUUGAAUAAGAAAUUAUAAGAUAUUACAAGAUUAUCUUAUAAUUCUUAUUACAUUAAAUUCAUCAAAUAACAAAUAUUUAAAAAAUGCGGUUAAUUUUAAAUUUUACAGACAGCUUUUGAAACUCUUUUCAGACUUUCUUGAAUAAGCGUAUGGAUAAUUUGCAUUUGUAAGUUUGAUUGAAGAUUCAGUUGAUCGGUUGCCACGACAACCGCGUACUCAACAAACAUAACCUGAUCUGUAAGUCUCAGUGUCUCACUUGUCAGCCUGUCAGAUCCGCGUCACUUUGACUGUACACUGUAUUAGCAAAAUGUGAGCAGUGAGCGGGGAAUGGUCAGGCCGGACCAGUAAAUGGGCAUCGCCGUGUCAAGUCGUGUCACAUCGCGUUGAGGAAAUAACCUGAUCCAUCGCCAAGGGUUCUUGCACAUUGUCAAACACAACGUGAAGCGCGGCGUAUUUUACGUGCAAUUGGACAAUGUCUGUAAGCGUAGAACAUGAUUAGAUAUAUUAGGUAAAUCAAUAAAAGAAUGUGCAACAUUAAAUAUAGCAUCAAUAAAAAGUAGAUAUACGAAUCGAGAA
Ooceraea biroi (clonal raider ant) is the source of this 4758-nucleotide messenger RNA. It is a transcript of the gene mtRNApol, whose product is annotated as mitochondrial RNA polymerase. The record is from RefSeq and is a predicted model, not a curated record. Gene Ontology annotation, biological process: mitochondrial transcription. NCBI's taxonomy places the organism in Eukaryota, Metazoa, Arthropoda, Insecta, Hymenoptera, Formicidae. Gene Ontology annotation, molecular function: DNA-directed RNA polymerase activity; mitochondrial promoter sequence-specific DNA binding; protein binding. Gene Ontology annotation, cellular component: mitochondrial DNA-directed RNA polymerase complex.